AUGCGGCGUAUUCUCUCUUCCGCUUUCUCACAGCGAGGCUUAUUGGAGCAAGAGAAACUUGUCGGCAUGACCAUUGAUGAAUUCGUUACCAUUCUUGGCGAAAAAGGCGGCAAAGAUAGUCAGGGCUUGAAUAUGACGAAGUGGUACAAAAUUGUUGGAUUUGACAUUCUUGGCAAGAUGGCCUUCGGAGAGUCAUUUCACUGUCUUGAAAAUGGUACGGUUUCCCUAAUUCAACCCCGUAAAGCCAAAUACCUUGCCAAACUGGGUGCUCUUCAGAGGCUAUACGAAUCAUAGUCUUUGGAAAUAACAUAAUAGCUACUUACUAGUGUAUCAUAGGCAAAACGCAUUUCUGGUCCGACCUCAUCGAGGAACAUCUCUAUCUCAUCACUUUAAUCGACAAUCUCAGCAGACUGCCACUGUUGGCCACAAUGGCCAAGAUUUUCUUCCCUUCAACUUUGGUGGUCCAGAACCAAAACUCAGCAUUCAGCCGGAAACAAGUUGAAAAGUGCAACAUUAACAUCCAGAAAGAACUAUUGAAUCCUGGCUAACACUGACCAGACGCCUAGGUUCAAAAACCGCGCGGAAAGACUUUCUAACCAACCUAGUUGAGAAGGUUCGUAAUGGAGAGGUCGAGAAAGAAGAGAUGAGUGCUCACGUAUCCACGUUGGCGUAAGCAAAUUUCGGCCAUUUCUGCCCCAAGUCUAAUGCUGACACUUCACAGUAUCGCUGGUGGUGAGACGGUGUCAACAUUUUUGGCUGGUACAACUUUCUUUCUUCUCAAAAAUCUGACCACGAUGCAAAAGUCAGUCGAUGAAAUCCGUGGAGCGUUUUCUCUGUAUGAGGAGAUAGACGCACAAAAGGCUCAGCGACUUCCAUAUCUUCAGGCUGUGAUUAACGAAGGUCUGCGCCUGUUUCCACCGGGAUCACAAGUUUUCCCUCGAGUGUCCCCUGGCUUCAACUUACAUGGAAAAUUCAUUCCCCAAGGCGUAGGUCAUUGA
Molecule: messenger RNA, 998 nt
Organism: Hymenoscyphus albidus
Lineage: Eukaryota; Fungi; Ascomycota; Leotiomycetes; Helotiales; Helotiaceae
Source: the annotation of a GenBank genome assembly